Molecule: messenger RNA, 1162 nt
Organism: Leptonychotes weddellii (Weddell seal)
Lineage: Eukaryota; Metazoa; Chordata; Mammalia; Carnivora; Phocidae
Source: RefSeq, a predicted model, not a curated record
AUGACCUGUGUGUCCUUGACUUCUGCUUCUCACAGACCAGCAGAGUUAUUUGUCUUCUUUUGCUUAUUUACAGCUACACUAAAGAUCAACAGUGAGCUCAGAAGUGUGAAAAGAUUGCAGCUGCUGCCAGGAUCAUUUAUUUGCAAAGCAGAACCAGGGGAAAAUGUAGCCAAGAUAUACAAAGAUCUUCAGAAGCUCUCUCGUCUCUUCAAAGACCAGCUGGUGUAUCCUCUUCUGGCUUUUACCCGACAAGCACUGAACCUGCCAGAUGUAUUUGGAUUGGUAGUCCUUCCGUUGGAGCUGAAGCUGCGGAUCUUCCGACUUUUGGAUGUUCGUUCAGUUCUUUCUUUGUCUGCAGUUUGUCGUGACCUCUUUAUCGCUUCAAAUGACCAGCUGCUGUGGAGGUGUUUGUAUCUGCGGGAUUUUCGAGAUGGUGCUGUUAGAGCUCGAGACACAGAUUGGAAAGAACUGUACAGGAAGAGGUACAAACAAAGAAAAGAAGCUCAGAGAGGGCGCCAUGUGCUGUUCCCGCCAUCGCCGCCCCACCCACCCCCAUUCGGCCCCGGCCCCUGGCGCCCCAGGCCUUUUCCUCCCAGCUCUCUCAUUCCUCCAGGAAUUAUUGGUGGAGAAUAUGAUCAAAGAUUAACACUUCCCUUUGCUGGGGACCCCAUCAAUUCACUCAUCCCUGGGCCCGGGGAGACACCAGGCCAGUUCCCUCCACUCAGACCACGUUUUGAUCCAAUUGGCCCGCUUCCGGGACCUGACCCCACCUUGCCAGGGCGAGGUGGCCCAAGUGACAGAUUUCCCCUACGGCCCAGCAGGGGUUGGCCAACUGACGGCCGGCUACCGUUCAUGUGAUUGGUUUGUAAUCUCACUUCUGGAGCUUGUUUGGUUUUUCCUUUUUAAAACCACAGCUGUCAUCUUGUCGGGGUGCUGAUCUCUAGUGUUUUCUGAUUGUGAUGGUGAGGAAUGCACUCACACUGGCCUUUCAGUAAAUCUACUCAAAGCUCCAGGGGCGCUAGGGCCCAGAGGGUCCUGUAUGACUGGCUUGGCCUGGGACAUAGUUGGCUCUUGACCUCCCCGCUCUGAGUUCCCCUCUUGAGUGAAGGUUGUUCACUGAUAAAUGUUCUGCAUCAGAUUAAAAAAAAUUAAGUAUAAAUCA